This is a messenger RNA of Homo sapiens (human), 5536 nucleotides long. It is a transcript of the gene B4GALNT1, whose product is annotated as beta-1,4-N-acetyl-galactosaminyltransferase 1. Gene Ontology annotation, biological process: carbohydrate derivative biosynthetic process. The record is from RefSeq and is marked reviewed. The transcript is spliced from 11 exons. Gene Ontology annotation, cellular component: Golgi membrane. Gene Ontology annotation, molecular function: (N-acetylneuraminyl)-galactosylglucosylceramide N-acetylgalactosaminyltransferase activity; acetylgalactosaminyltransferase activity; hexosyltransferase activity. Bases 432 to 2201 code for a protein of 589 amino acids. NCBI's taxonomy places the organism in Eukaryota, Metazoa, Chordata, Mammalia, Primates, Hominidae.
GCAUUCCCCGCGCGGAGCCGAAGCAGCCGCAACGAGCCGGGAGCUGAGCCGCGCUGCGCUGCGGUGCGAAGAGCCGGGCGGCGGCCAGAGCCCUCCCCGCGCUGCCAGUGGGACGCGGAGCCAGGGAUCCCCGGCUUUGCCCCGGGGCUGGGGUGCAACAGACUCUUAACUUGGUCCUCGCGCCCCGCCAACCGCCCCCGGGCAGGAAACGCCCAGAACCACCACCGCGCCGCGCUCCACAAAAGCCCCGGGAGUUCCAAGACGGGAGGGAUCGGGCGCGCUCCAGAGGCAGGAGGGUCCCCCACACCCUCAGGCUCAUGCCCAGCUCCCCCAUCGGGCAGCCCCCAGCCCCAUGAGGACCCUCAGGCCGGGGCGAGAGCCCGGCACAGCCCGGACCGAAAUUUUGCCGCUGCCUUAGAGCGUUAGACAGGAUGUGGCUGGGCCGCCGGGCCCUGUGCGCUCUGGUCCUUCUGCUCGCCUGCGCCUCGCUGGGGCUCCUGUACGCGAGCACCCGGGACGCGCCCGGCCUCCGGCUACCUCUUGCGCCGUGGGCGCCCCCGCAAAGCCCCCGCAGGCCCGAGCUGCCAGAUCUUGCUCCUGAGCCCCGCUACGCACACAUCCCGGUCAGGAUCAAGGAGCAAGUAGUGGGGCUGCUGGCUUGGAACAACUGCAGUUGUGAGUCCAGUGGGGGGGGCCUCCCCCUCCCCUUCCAGAAACAAGUCCGAGCUAUUGACCUCACCAAGGCCUUUGACCCUGCAGAGCUGAGGGCUGCCUCUGCCACAAGAGAGCAGGAGUUCCAGGCCUUUCUGUCGAGGAGCCAGUCCCCAGCUGACCAGCUGCUCAUAGCCCCUGCCAACUCCCCGCUCCAGUACCCCCUACAGGGUGUGGAAGUUCAGCCCCUCAGGAGCAUCUUGGUGCCAGGGCUGAGCCUUCAGGCAGCUUCUGGUCAGGAGGUAUACCAGGUGAACCUGACUGCCUCCCUAGGCACCUGGGACGUGGCAGGGGAAGUGACUGGAGUUACUCUCACUGGAGAGGGUCAGGCAGAUCUCACCCUUGUCAGCCCAGGGCUGGACCAACUCAACAGGCAACUACAACUGGUCACUUACAGCAGCCGAAGCUACCAGACCAACACAGCAGACACAGUCCGGUUCUCCACCGAGGGACAUGAGGCUGCUUUCACUAUCCGCAUAAGACACCCGCCCAACCCUCGGCUGUACCCACCUGGGUCUCUACCCCAGGGAGCCCAGUACAACAUCAGCGCUCUAGUCACGAUUGCCACCAAGACCUUCCUCCGUUAUGAUCGGCUACGGGCUCUCAUCACCAGUAUCCGCCGCUUCUACCCAACGGUUACCGUGGUCAUCGCUGACGACAGCGACAAGCCAGAGCGCGUUAGUGGCCCCUACGUGGAACACUAUCUCAUGCCCUUCGGCAAGCUCCUGGCCUUUCGAAAGCACUCAAAAGUCUGGAGAAGAAUACAAGCUGAGAAGGGUCGGGGGAGAGAAAGAAAGGUGGCAGAGGGCCAUGUCCUAUUUCUGCAGCCUCCCCAACCACACACACCUUUCUGCCAGGGCUGGUUCGCAGGCCGGAACCUGGCCGUGUCUCAAGUAACCACCAAGUACGUGCUGUGGGUGGACGACGACUUCGUCUUCACGGCGCGGACGCGGCUGGAGAGGCUUGUGGACGUGCUGGAGCGGACGCCGCUGGACCUGGCCCGCCUGGAGGCAACCUCCCUCUCCCUGCAGGUGGGGGGCGCGGUGCGCGAGAUCUCCGGCUUUGCCACCACUUAUCGGCAGCUGCUGAGCGUGGAGCCCGGCGCCCCAGGCCUCGGGAACUGCCUCCGGCAAAGGCGCGGCUUCCACCACGAGCUCGUCGGCUUCCCAGGCUGCGUGGUCACCGACGGCGUGGUUAACUUCUUCCUGGCGCGGACUGACAAGGUGCGCGAGGUCGGUUUCGACCCCCGCCUCAGCCGCGUGGCUCAUCUGGAAUUCUUCUUGGAUGGGCUUGGUUCCCUUCGGGUUGGCUCCUGCUCCGACGUCGUGGUGGAUCAUGCAUCCAAACUGAAGCUGCCUUGGACAUCAAGGGAUGCCGGAGCAGAGACUUACGCCCGGUACCGUUACCCAGGAUCACUGGACGAGAGCCAGAUGGCCAAACACCGGCUGCUCUUCUUCAAACACCGGCUGCAGUGCAUGACCUCCCAGUGAUGGCCCGCUGGGGAUUUCUGACUGUCAGGCUGGGCCUGCCUCCUUGUCCCUGCCAGGAAUUUCCAACAAACCCCACCACCCUGUGAGCACUCUACUGGCUGUCCCUGAGCCUCUAGUUCCUCACUCUUCCUUUUCAGAACCUGAUGCCCAGUAGGGGUUGUCCUGGUGACACCCCUCCUUUUUCCAGUGCCCAGAGGCCUGGUGGAGCCAUAACCUCUCCCACAGCCAGUGCCAAGUCCUCCCCCUGCCCAUUCUCAUGGGGCAGGAAAUGGGGGGAUCACUUUCCAAGUGCCAAAGAGCCCAGAGGGACUCUAAGAACCUAAGGUGGAAACACUGUCCUCUCAUCUUGGGACCGAGGGGGUGGGGAAGUUCCCCAACACAUAAUCCCAAGACUGUGCCCCUCAUCUGCAUCUUCAGAUCCAGUACUCUGUGUACCUGCUCCAGCCCCACCCCCACAGAGAGAACUUGUGGCUCUGGGGCUGGGGUGAGGGCUGGUGGUUGGUGAAAGCCAUUCUUAGUUGUGUCUCUGCAAUGCUGUGGGCACAAAAGAAGGGGCACCAGAGUCCCUGUGCAAACACCUAGACUCACUUCAUGGAUUCCAAAGCUCUCAGCUUCAUUUUAUUAGUUACGUUAGGUAAGGGGGUUCAAGGGUCAUGGUCCUCAUCACACACAUGUCAUCAGGGCCCUCUGCACUCCACAUGAUGAGGUCAGACCCACACGGUGCAAAUCUUUGGGUCAGUGAGCUCCUGGAGAAGAGAGGAGACAUGUCAGGAAUAGAUUAGGCACCCCUCUUCCUUAAUGAAAUGUGGCAGUCCUCUCAGGGGUACCCCACCUACUUAGGGAUCUGAGUUCUUCAGUUCCUCACCCAUAGCUCAGCCCGGGCUCCCUGAUUUGGUCUUCAAUCUACUAUUCAUUCCGUCCCCACCCUUUUCUUCUUGAUCUUCCUCAGACCCUUUCCCAAACCCCUCUCCCUGGGUCUCCAGCCACUUACCCCUGCCUCACUUGCCGCAGCCCAGUGCCUCCUGGCUCCCGCUCCUGGUGCUACUGCCCCUUAACAGGCUCCCCAGGGCAUAAGCAGCUGCAUCCUGCACACUCACAAACAGCUGAUCUGGAGUCACCCUGUCCAGGAGUCCUACCCGGGUCAGUGUCCCCUGCACCAAGGCUAUGUGGGGAGGGUGUCAGACUCUGAGACCCUAAGUCCACACCGGGUCCUUUUCCCUACCGCAGGUGUCCAGUCAUUGCCCAGGCACUGGGCCCCGCUCUUCUCCACACAUCUCACCAUUACACUGAGCCAGGAGGAGGCGGAUCCUAGCAUCUCGACAUCGGCUGGCCAGCUGCAGGGAUGGGGCAAAGGGGUUAAGUCCCAGAUCAGAGGGUAUGAGUGAGAUGCUAAGGGGUUUCUCCUCAACCUACCCUCUCCCUCACCUGCACCACUUCUCUGGCCCCAGCAGCAUCUGCAAAGGUGACACCACUGAAGUCUAGGACCACCACCCUGACAGGCUCAGCAACUAGAAUGGGAGAAGACAGGAGUACCCAGGUGUCACCAUGCAACAUGCCCAAAUCUUCCUUCUUGUCACCCCAUCUCACCUGCAACCAUUGGGCCAUCUGGCUUUGAAGUCUCCUAUAAGUAAAGAAGGGCAGUCACCACUCCCGAAACACAGCAUGAACAUGCACCCCUUGAGCACAAGGAUCCCCCUCAGAACACCCACCUGCCUCCCACUCCCUGAGGAUCCACAUCCCUCCUAAACCAAGCUCCUUCACCUUUUCUCCUUCUCCGAGCCCCAGGUGCCACUCCAGGUUGCAGCGAAACUGCCCACGGGUCCCAAAGUACAGUGGUGUUGGAUAGCUCAGGAUGCAGAGCCCCGGGACCUGGAGGAGCUAAGAGGUCAAAGGAUCAGAGAAAUGUCUGGGGCUAAUCUUCCCUUCCUUCUUUGGCUGCAGCCCACCCACCCUGGGGCUUCCUCUGAGUGGUCUGUAGAGCUCUGUCCCCUCAGCCUGUCCAAGUGCCAGGCACUACACCCUAGGGAAGAAGGUGGGGCCAGAUUUCCAGCUUAGCCUGGCCUGGCUGGAGAGUCACCCCAAGCACCUCAUUCUCUUCCCCUGCCCCGACCUCAACUCCACUCAUCUCUAUGCCCACCUCCGGGUGCGGCAGACCACAGUCAUCAUGGAGAAGACCACACCCACAGCCAGGCCCAAAUCCACACUCAGGGUCACUACUGCCACCCAGGUGACCAUCCACACAGCCUGCAGGAUAGGGAUAGGGGUGGAUUGCCCAAAAGAAAAGCCAGGCCAUCACUGCUGGGUAAAGAGAUCCAGGGCAGUGACUACCAAGGCAAGUGAUGGGGAGAGAUGAUCCAGGAAGAAGUGGAAAGCAUGACAGAAGGAAACAACAGGGUUGAUUCAAUGGGACACACACCAAAUGUAAUGACCCGCACCAGUUGGGAAGUUACAAAUAUUCAGGCCAAAGGGGUUCAAACCCCAUCCUUUCCCUUGCCUGUGAGUAAAGCAUACUAGGAGUUAUGUUUGCUGGGGGAGUGGGUGGGUUGCAGAACUUAAGACCAGGACAAUUAGGUUUGGUUCAGGGCAGAGGCUGGGGAUGCUAACAAGAUGAGAGGGGGCAAUCUGGGGGUAAUGGCAUUUCUCACAAAGUCCACUCGGCUGAUGUGCCAUAGUUGUGGAAGUUCCUGCAUCUGGCAGAACACCUGGCGCAUGCUGGAGAUGUUGAUGCAAGCCAGGACAGCCUUGAGGCAGAGGAGGUGGGCUGACUACCUCGAUGUCCUGGAAUACAGCUACCCCUCCCAGCCAUGCUCAUGCCUCCUCUGCUCAUUACCUUGGGCAGAUAGUAAAAGAAGGGCCCCAGCCACAGCAGCACCGACAGGACCACUGUGCAGGAGAAGAGGCCUGCCAGCUAGAGAAAAGGAGGAACAGGAGCAAAAAAGGAAGAGAGCCUCCCACCCCCACAUGAGAGCUGGUCUUCCUGCCCACUCUGCCUAAUCUUCCUCGGAAGUCUCCCUUCUCCCAAAUCUCCUUCCACACAACCCCCUUCUUAAUAUUCUGCCAUUCACAUCUAACCCUCCCGCUCCCCCCAAUUAAUUAAAUGCCCAUUAUUCACCAGUCUCCUUGUAGAUGUCCAUUGUUCAAGUUCCCCAGUUUUGUAGCCCACCUCCACCUUAAAAGCCACUGUUGGGUUACCCUAUAAGCAGGGUAUAUGUGUUUAGGGCACCAGCAAAGUAAGGGAAACCAAAAAUAUUAGGGGGAGACUUUGAUAUGUGAUAUUCCUUUUAAAAGACAAUGUCAUUGUGUGAAAAAAAUAAGAAUUUUAUCUCUUAAGUUUA